CAGGAAGCGUGGCGGCGCCGGGCGGCAGCGGGCGCCCUGCAGCAUGGGAUAUUCACACCUUGCUCUGAAUGGCAGCUUGGUGCCCGGGGUGACCAUGCAGAGAACACUCAGACAGCAACAGCACUUCAGGAGCAGACUGCAGGACCCCAAGGAGCCUGAGAGAUGGAGCUCUACACUGGGAUGACUCCUACAGCCUCCACAAUCCAACACAGCCACAGGACAGCUAUGGAGGAGGAUUCCUGAUUAGUGAACCUGACAUAAGCUGCCGAGAUGGACCAAGGAGAAGAUCAAGAUUAUGAGGCCUCAAAGGACAUGGGUGCUGAGAUCGAUCCCUUUCUGAAUCACUUUGCAAGCACAGAUCCACAGGACUUGCUGGCAGCAGAAUCCGUAGCAGAAGAGGAACAGCUGGAGAACGGUGAUGGAAGUCAGUGUGGUUCCACAGAGGCACGGCAAGGUGACCGCAGGGAGGCAGAGGAGGCUAAGCUGUCUUGCUCUGCUAUCAGCCUGGUGAAAAGACAAGAGAGAAGGGUGGGAGCACCACAGCGAGCCCCUCGUGCAGAGCGGCCCACCAUCUGCUCCGAGUGUGGCAAGGGCUUCAGCCGGAGCAUCCACCUCAUCCAGCACCAGCGAAUGCACACUGGAGAGCGCCCGUUCCUGUGUGGGGAGUGUGGCAAGGGCUUCAGCCAGAGCUCCCACCUCAUCCAGCACCGGCGAGUCCAUACCGGCCAGAAACCCUACACUUGUGCAGAGUGUGGAAAGAGCUUCAGCCAGAGUUCUAACCUCCUGAAGCACCAGCGCAUCCACACAGGGCUCAAACCCUAUAUGUGCAGCGAGUGUGGGAAGAUCUUCAGCGAUAGCUCCACCUGCAUCAAACACCAGCGUAUGCACACAGGCGAGCGGCCCUACAAGUGCUCAGCCUGUGGGAAAAGCUUCAGUCAGCACUCCCACCUCCUUCAGCACCAGCAGGCCCACAGCGGUGUCCGGCCUUACUCUUGCGGUCAGUGUGGCAAACGCUUCGGGCAGAGCUCCGACCUCAUUAACCACGCUCGUACCCACACCGGUGAGAAGCCUUACAAGUGCAGCCAAUGUGGCCGGGGCUUCAGUGGCAACUCCAACCUCAUCAAGCACACCCGCAUCCACACGGGUGAGCAGCCAUACCGCUGCGGCCAGUGCGGAGCAAGCUUUCGUUUCCAGCCCCAGCUGGUGCGCCACCAAAAGCACCAUGCAGUGUAGUUGGCCACGUGGAUGAUGGGCCAUGGACCUGGUGCCGUUGGAUGCUUCAUACGGGGUGUGAACUGGGGCAGGGAGCCCUCAGAGCCUGUGUCCUUCUGGGUUGAUCAGUCUGUGAGCACUGCCUAGGCACUCAGCCUGCACUGAAUGAACUAGCGCAGGUUCACUGCGUGGGGUAGCAGUUCUCAGCCCCUCUUUGGGGGAAGAAAGAUACUUACCGUGGGGUAGCAGUUCUCAGCCC
This is a messenger RNA of Centrocercus urophasianus (Greater sage-grouse), 1471 nucleotides long. Its product is annotated as zinc finger protein 239-like. The record is from RefSeq and is a predicted model, not a curated record. The transcript has 4 exons. Bases 271 to 1233 code for a protein of 320 amino acids. NCBI's taxonomy places the organism in Eukaryota, Metazoa, Chordata, Aves, Galliformes, Phasianidae.